This is a messenger RNA of Phytophthora sojae, 324 nucleotides long. RefSeq lists its product as hypothetical. The annotation marks the transcript as partial. NCBI's taxonomy places the organism in Eukaryota, Oomycota, Peronosporomycetes, Peronosporales, Peronosporaceae. The record is from RefSeq and is a predicted model, not a curated record. The transcript has a single exon.
AUGUUCGACGGCUGGACGCAUGCUGGUGUGCAUUACGUCGCCCUGUACGCUGUUUGUGAGGCAGAUGGCGAGGUGCGCGCGCGGCUGCUGGGGCUCUCUCCUCUAACAGACGGCUCGCAGACCGCUGACGCUCACGUGGAGAUGUUCAAGAAAGUUCUCGAGGUUUACAACAAGACCCUAGACAUGGUGGGGUUUCUGGUUGGUGACAACUGCAACACGAACCUAUCCAUCGCGACCAAGAUGGGCGUACCGUUAGUGGGUUGCGCCAGCCACCGGCUCAACCUAGCCGUCAAGAAGUUUUUGGCGCCGUACGAGCCGUUGCUG